Messenger RNA from Gadus chalcogrammus (walleye pollock), 5372 nucleotides. RefSeq lists its product as uncharacterized. NCBI's taxonomy places the organism in Eukaryota, Metazoa, Chordata, Actinopteri, Gadiformes, Gadidae. The transcript is spliced from 2 exons. The record is from RefSeq and is a predicted model, not a curated record. Bases 1410 to 2192 code for a protein of 260 amino acids.
CGUUGGGCUUACAGGAAGCGUCCAAACAAAAGGAAAACAGCGCAGUUUUCCACCAGUUUCUCCACCAAAAAUGCGUUUAAGAUCCUAAAAUCAUGCGGGAAACACUCUACUAAAAAGGGAUUUCACGGGUUUGAAACCCCAGAUGUCUUGAUGAGCGGUGGAAAGUUCGCUGAGCGCACUUGUGCUUGGGUUAAUGUGUGUUUGGUUUGAUGCCCAUCGGCGGCUCUCUGACCAUCCAUCAGCCGUGCUCUGGUCCACCUUAACGGGGAUCUAGAGCUAUACACCCUCGAGUCGUACGGACGACACGCCCAUAACGCCUUAUCCCUCACCAGGGUGUCUGUAGUCCCAGAAGAGGAGGGGUUCGGAUCUCUAGAGAGGCAGGAUGCCUCGGCUGCAGUCGGGCGUGUGGAAGCACUUCACCCCCGCCAUCAAGGACGGCCGGGAGACCUACAUGUGCAACUACUGCUCCAAGACCAACUCCAAGAAUGCCACCAAGAUGCAGAUGCACCUGGACAAGUGCAAGGAGUACUCGGUGUUCUCCCAGCAGUCGCCGGGGCCCGACGGCAGCUCGUCGGCCUCCAUCCCCGUCCCGUCCUCCUCCUUCCUGCCCUCGUCCACGCCGGGCGGCGGCGGCCAGUUCCUCAUCGACUCGGUGGACCAGGGCAGCCAGGCCUUCGCCGACGAGUGCCUGGCCCGUGCCGUGUACGCCACGGGCUCGCCGCUCUCGCUCACGGACGACGUGUACUGGCGGCGCUUCUUCGGCGUGCUGCGGCCGGCGUACUGCCCGCCCACGCGGCAGGCCCUGUCGCUGCACCUGCUGGACUGCGAGUACGAGCGCGUGCAGGGCCAGGUGCACCGCGCCAUCGGCAAGGCGGACUGCGUGGCGGUGGUGAGCGGCGGCUGGGCCGUGGCGGGCGCCGCCGUCCGCUACGUGGUCUCCACGCCGCUGCCGCUCUUCUACAAGAGCGAGGCGCGCGAGGAGCGGGCGAGCAUCGGCGAGGCGCUGAAGGCGGUGAUCGGCGAGGUGGGGCCGCAGCGCGUCUUCGCCGUGGUGACGGACGACGCCCCCGACAUGGCGGCGGCGUGGGCGCAGGUGGAGGAGGCCUUCCCCCACGUGUCGGCGGUGGGCUGCACGGCGUUCGGCCUCCGCCGGCUCUUCGACGAGGGUGGCGGCGCAGCCGUCGCUGAGGGCGCUGGGGCAGCGGGCGGAGCAGGUGGCGCGCUACGUCCGCGAGCGGCCGGCGCUCGCCGAGACGUUCCGCCACUGGCAGAGCUCCAAGAUAAGGGGCGGGGCCGCGGCGCUGCUCUCGGCGCCCCUGGCGGCGGCGGCGGCGUGCCCCGGGGCCGACUGGACGGGCGCGCUCGCCGUGUUCGACGGGCUGCUGGAGGGCCAGGCCACGCUGCAGGAGAUGGCGCUCUCGCCGACGCUGGACGUGGAGGCGGCGGUGCGGUCCUCGCUGCAGGACGCCGCCUUCUGGAAGGGCGUGGCCAGCAGCCGCAACCUGCUGUCGCUGGUGGGGAACCACAUCGAGCACGCGCGGCGGGAGGACGCCGUGCUGUCGGGCGUGGUGGAGACCUUCGGCCAGCUGCGCUACCACCUGGGCGCCUCGCUGCCCGGCUCGGCGCUGCUCGGCGGCGAGCAGAAGGCGGUGGCGGCGGCGCUGGACCGCUGCCAGGCGUUCUGCGUCAAGCCCAUCCACGCCGCCGCCUACAUGCUGGACCCCAAGCACGUGGGCCAGCAGACGCUGUCGGGCGAGCAGAUCAACUCGGCCUACUUUGUCAUCUCCAACAUCUCGCACCACCUCCACCUGGACCAGGGCAAGGUGCUGGCCAGCUUCGCCCGCUUCUCCGCCAAGGAGGGGCUGUGGAAGGGUGGGGGCAUCUGGAGCUCCUGCCAGCACGUGUCGCCCUCCACCUGGUGGAAGGGGCUGUGCUCGUCGGAGCCGCUGUCGGCGGUGGCGUCGGCCAUCCUCCAGAUCCCGCCCACCACUGCGGCGUGCCAGGCGCUGCACGCGCGGCUGGCGGAGGCCAAGGCGCGGGGGGGCGGGGCCGGGGGCGUGGCGGCGGAGCGGCUGGAGCGGCUGGUGGCGGUGCAGACGAACCUCCGCGUGCUGGAGCCCAGCGAGCACGACUUCGCCUCGCCGGAGAGCGAGGAGGAUGUGAAGGUGUCCUUCGAGUCGGAGACGCAGUAGGACUGGUUUCGGGGGGGGGGUUGGUGCGGGGGGGGGGGGCUGUGAUGCGUCGGACGCCUGGUUCGACCAGCGAAAGUUAACUCUGUAAGUUAUGGGGAGGGGGAAAGAUUACGUCACUGUGCGCGUUGGAAGACAUUUUGGCCCCGAGACUAAAGAGUCAAGAUGUGUUCCUGACAGUUUCCUAACGAGGAACAGAUCGGGAAAUUAACAGAGGAGAAUAUUGUGAAGAAUGAUAUUUUGGAGUCAAUUUGUUAAUUGGCUCGUACAGAACGAUCAGGACCAAGAUUGAUUGACCGACGCGAACGACCCACCUCAUGCUUUUACUUCCAUGGAAACAGCCAAACGGUGCCAAACAAACGUUUGACGAUAUAUUAUCAUUGCGGGUUGCGUUGAAGUCAAACGGGAGAAAACGCAACUCCUUUCUAGAGUUUCGAUUUUGCUCGUCCUACAAGGCAAGUAGAUAUAAAGUGUAUGGAUAUUAAUUGUAUAGUAUGGUUUUUAUCGUGGAGGCGACAGGUUACAUGAUGUUUGUCUGUGUUUAAAAGUGUUAAAAUCAUGUUUUAUUUCAACAACACCAGAGUUAUGCUUUAAUGCCUAGUUGCCUUUUCUUCCUCUAUUUACUAACGGUAUCCUAUAUCAUUAGCAUAGGUAAGUCUCAGCCAAUGAUUUCUUAUAUACACACACAGAAUCUAUUUCUUUAUAUUCGGAGAAGCGAAAUACAUUGGGAGAAAUUGUUGGCUAACCAGAAUCAUUUCUUGUUUGUUUUAAACUGUGACUGUAAAUAUGUUACCUGUUUUUUUUUUUUUUAAUCAGGCCUUGGUCUGUUUUAGAGGAGUGAGAAUAGUUUCUGAUGAUUACAAGAAUACUACAAAUCUAUAUAUUGGCUUUUGGAAAUGUCUAAACCUGAUUUGAUUUUAAUGGUUUUAAAUUAUGUUUGUAUCUGCAAGAUGAUAAAAUCCAACAACUUGAUUCCUUUGCAAUGUUUUUAAUAUAUAAUGUUUAUCGAUAAAUCAGAUGAUUAAAUUCCAUUUAUCGCUCGACUUGGCAGAAAUAUAGUAUAAUAAACGUAAGUGCACAAUUCCAUGAAAAUAAAAAACGUUAACUUAGAACGAGUGCGGACCAAGGCAUUAACUACAUAGUGAGCGGCCGCCAUCUUUCUACAGUGGCCCAUAACAGACAACCUGCGCUAGAGGGGACUUGUCGCUACUUGUAUGCAAUGACCUCUACUUUUACAUACUAAAUAACAAAAUGCACUUUCUAUAUCUAGCAAGGAACCUCCUUCAUUUGGUCGUAAACUGCAACCUCACCCCUAAAUGCCACUAAAUCUUACACACUACACCUUUAAUAAAAGACGGGGCUUUUUUUUUUACUCAAGUUUGAUUGGGAAAUGAUAUCGUCCUAGUAGAAUAUUAAAAGUUAAAUAUAUCAUAAAAAAAAACUAAAAAUAUGAAGUAAAAAGGUACUAUAUUCUGCUGAAUGUCAAUUUUAGUUAGCGGUGUGCUGUCGGGUAUUUUGCUCGGUAGCGUCCACAGCUGUGAGGGCGGUAAUUGGAACGCAGCCCUGCUUGGUGCGUUUGCAGAAGAAAGAAUAAAAACUGAAACGGAGCCUUUGAAAGAUGUGCGGCGUCCGAGGCAGAUGGCGACGCGUCGGCCGGGGAUUUGAAACGACGCCGUUCGGUGAUUCAGUCGCACUGAAAACCAGCCAGAGGACGGGCGGAACGGGAGAGGGAAAAGGAAAGGCAAGGUUGCAUCGCUGUUUCGUCAGUGUCGUUUUAUGUGCGGCGGUGGUGUCGGAGCUGUUUCAUCCGAUGCUGCUCAGGCUGUUUGAAGGCAGCACGCUUUGGGCCGUGUCUCAUCGCUGCAAUGUAAUUGAACGUGUUAGCAGUUUAAAUGUCUAGUUUAACUCGCUCCAAGUGUGUGGGUCUUCCUCUCCCUAAACUGGAAAAGAUGCAAUUAAUUAUUGCAAUUCUUCAACCGAAUAAAGUUUCAACAGAGUGUAAGAGUUGAAUAUGAAUAUUACAUUUAACUAAUUGAGAAUAGCUAAUUCAAGUUCACUUGAGAAGAUACUGGGCAGAGACAGAGAUGCUGUUGAUGAAACCGGCUCAUGGGUAAUGUAGGCCAUCCCUCUGAGUUUACAUUUUUAGUCGUUCUUUUUUUCAUUUCACAGUCCAUUCUCUCUUUUUUUCCCUCUAACUCGUGACAGACCACAUCUCUGGAGUUUUCCAAGAUAUUCAUCUACAGCGCUCUGACCGUCGCUUCCACUGUAAUGUUUUUUCUCAAAUAUGUCAGAUAUUAUAUAUCACACAACUUUAAACAGUGGUGAACAUUAAACAGAAGACUUGUCCAAUCUCAAUGUCCUGUGUACACCAGUGGAGACAAAGUGCUCCUCACAUUCCAUCCCUCUACCGAACCCUUCAGCCCAUAGAAGCUCAGAUACACACACACUCUCUCAGUCUAGGGCUGUGGGCCGUCUGCAACUGGUACGAUGGUUAAAGUCUCUCCUGUGGGUAUCUUGAUUGGGAGAUUUUGCAUCCCGUCGUGAUCUUGUUAUUUAACAAUGCUGUACACUAAAUUUCCCUUCCCUUUCCCAAAGACGCUUAUCGUUUCUGCGAUCCGACAUUUGUUGAAGUCUGAGGAAAGCACACUUAAAUCUGUUAUUGGCAUCUUCGAUCUGACGUUUGCCAAAGUUAUCGGAAGAAGUGCUAAAGUUUGAUAUCGGCAUCAGUGAUCCGUCAUUUUCAAAACUUAAAGGAAGACGCGCAAAAAUUCAAUGUCGGCUUCCAUGAACCAACAUUUGCCAAAGAUCCCAUUUUUUCAUCUGCGCUCCAAUGUUUUGCUGAAAUCGUAUAUUAGCAACUGCGAGCUGACAUUUGCCAAAGUUUGCGAAGAAAAACCAACAGAUGAGAAAUUAGCAUCUUCAAUCCAAGGUUUGACCUUAACGGAAGUUCUGAUAAAUAACACACCACUUUGUAGCAUCUGCGAUCGGACGUUUGCCAAAGUUUGCGGAAGAUGAAUCAGUUAAUGACCCAUUAGGUUUUAUCGGCCGCUGUUCUCUGGGCUGCGACGGCGACACACUGUAGUCAGACGACAAGGGGGAGUGAUGCUUUAUGGAGUGGCCACCGGUAAUUCAAAUCAAGAUGAAGUCUGGCGUGAUUACGAUGUAAUGCAAUCAGACGGCUCC